AAAUAUUUCUAUCGCGAAUUUAAUGAUAACAAUAAUAAUAAUAAUAAUAACAGACGCGUUACACCGUUUUAUCAACCCUUGAGAGAAAUAGCAAGAGAUGAAACGUAAUGAAAUGAUAUUCGCGUGGUAAUAAACGUUGUAUUGAGUGGGUUUGUUUUUUUUUUCUCUCUUAUAAUUUUCAAGCUUGCGGUAGGAAAAAAUUUGAACUUUUUCCCAUCGACCCCACCCGGAUAUAAUGAAAAGGCAAAACGUCCGAACGUUGUCAUUGGUCGUUUGUACCUUUACAUACUUGCUGAUCGGUGCUGCGGUUUUUGACGCCUUAGAAUCGGACACUGAAAGAAGACGUUGGGAAUUUUUGUCAGAGGUGAGACGAAACAUGAUGCGAAAGUACAAUAUUACGCCGGAAGAUUAUCGUAUGGUCGAAAUAGUGAUCAUUGAAAAUAAACCACACAAAGCCGGACCUCAGUGGAAAUUCGCCGGGGCAUUUUACUUCGCCACAGUCGUCCUCGCCAUGAUUGGGUACGGUCAUUCCACGCCGGUUACUAUCGGAGGAAAAGCGUUCUGCAUGGCUUACGCGAUGGUCGGAAUUCCCCUGGGCCUCGUCAUGUUCCAGAGCAUCGGUGAACGUCUGAAUAAAUUUGCUAGCGUUGUCAUAAGACGCGCUAAAAGAUACUUGAAAUGUCAAAGAACCGAAGCAACGGAGAUGAAUCUGAUGCUAGCCACGGGGAUGCUGUCGAGCAUCAUAAUUACGACCGGCGCUGCGGUUUUUUCACGUUACGAAGGCUGGAGUUACUUCGACAGUUUUUACUACUGUUUCGUAACAUUGACGACUAUCGGAUUCGGGGAUUACGUCGCGCUCCAGAACGACCAAGCUCUGUCCAACAAACCUGGCUACGUCGCGUUGAGUUUGGUUUUCAUUCUGUUCGGAUUGGCCGUAGUUGCCGCGAGCAUUAAUCUACUGGUACUCCGAUUCAUGACGAUGAACGCCGAGGACGUCAGAAGGGAGGACAACGAACUUCAGUCCGCUUCGCAUCACGUCCUCACUCUGGACGGCGAGGUCGUCGCUGUCAAUGGGAAAUUGCUCGCUGGUCACGUACCGAUGAUUCACGAUACGGACGAUUGUGUGAGCGUUUGUUCCUGCACUUGUUUAGGUACUAACAAUUCCGAGAUGCUGGAUUCUUCCGGUUAUCAAGGGUACAGACCUCCGUCUAUUACGGCUAGCCUUCGCGUCAAGCGAGCGUCUGUCUGAUGGAAGGAGUUUCGACGACGCAGCCUCCGACGUCGUAUUUCUCGAGUCGAUAGUCGCGAGCUCCUUGGAAUCGAUGUUUAAAUUUUUGGGGCUCGAGGGACGAACGUAAAAAAAAAAGAAAAAACG
Molecule: messenger RNA, 1375 nt
Organism: Athalia rosae (coleseed sawfly)
Lineage: Eukaryota; Metazoa; Arthropoda; Insecta; Hymenoptera; Athaliidae
Gene: Task7
Product: two pore potassium channel protein sup-9
Exons: 5
Coding region: 236-1249 (337 amino acids)
Biological process (GO): potassium ion transmembrane transport; stabilization of membrane potential
Cellular component (GO): membrane
Molecular function (GO): potassium ion leak channel activity
Source: RefSeq, a predicted model, not a curated record